AUGCCACUAGCAAUAAUCUCACCCAUCAAACAUGCACCGAAAUCGAGGUUGCACUACAACAUGUCCUUGAAGUCAACAAGGGAGAAAAAGCUCGAAGAGAAAGUGAAAAAUCUCACCAAGCAGGUCACAAUGCUCAAAGAGCAUGUAAGCGCCCUUCAAGCAACUGUAAUCCUCCAGGGACGCUACUGUGAUCGAGUUCGUCAUCAUCUCGAGAUGCAAGAGAAGAAAGGCUGUAGAGACAGUGACAAUAUCAAGUUAAACGGAGAUGGUAUGCCAAGGCUACUUACCAGUGACGAGGUCUUCGAGCAAGUCCUGCAAUACCAGGAGCAUCAGCAGGCCAAAGCAGCCGAGAAGGAAACAAGGAAAGCAGCACGGGAGGCACGAACACGUGAGAUGGAGGUGUGGAUGCAAGAGGAUGAGGCGAGAAAAAACCGAAACAAGGCCAAGACUGAGCAGUGGAAGGUUGCUGUCAAAAAGUGGGAGGCCGAGUGA
Suillus plorans is the source of this 492-nucleotide messenger RNA. RefSeq lists its product as uncharacterized. The transcript has a single exon. NCBI's taxonomy places the organism in Eukaryota, Fungi, Basidiomycota, Agaricomycetes, Boletales, Suillaceae. The record is from RefSeq and is a predicted model, not a curated record. The coding region runs from base 1 to 492 and encodes 163 amino acids.